Messenger RNA from Ictalurus furcatus (blue catfish), 3851 nucleotides. RefSeq names its product thrombospondin 3a (gene thbs3a). Gene Ontology annotation, biological process: cell adhesion. Bases 712 to 3603 code for a protein of 963 amino acids. The record is from RefSeq and is a predicted model, not a curated record. Gene Ontology annotation, cellular component: extracellular region. The transcript has 23 exons. NCBI's taxonomy places the organism in Eukaryota, Metazoa, Chordata, Actinopteri, Siluriformes, Ictaluridae. Gene Ontology annotation, molecular function: calcium ion binding.
GCUAUACACGCACCGGAAACUGUAACGCGUGCGCAAGAGAAACUUUUCACGUGCGCACGUGAAAAGUUUCGGGUGCGCACAUGAAAAGUUUCUCGUGUCCACGCGAAAGUUUCUGUGAUUUAUUAUUUUUUUGGACAGGUCACUUCAGGGGCUCGGUUUUUUUUUUUUGUUUUUUUUUUCAAGGGUGAUGGAUGUUGGAUAACCUUAAAAAAUAACAAUAAUAAAUAAAAACUGGAUUUUGUGUUUACUCAGGUUGCCUUUAUUUUAUGUUUGUAUUUAGUCUGACGAUCUAAAAUUAUUUAGUUUGAUAUAUACACACAAAAAAGAAGAAAUAAGGAUGGGACAAAUACUUUUUCACAGCACUGUACAUGUUUUGGGAUGGCAAAAAAAGCUUCAAUUAUAUGGAUAGCUCGAAAGAACCGAAUCAGUAAAGUGAGUCAUAAAGUCAACCGCUGUUAAUUGCCCGAUACACACCCACCGCCACGCGCGCUUAAGUGGUGCUCUCUCUCUCGCUCGCUCUCGCUCUCUCUCUCUCUCGAGCUCACGAGCCAGUUGGACGGAAGGAGCGCGCUCUGAAUGCGGCACGCACAACUUCAUCCGCAUUGGUUUGAUAAGGAAAAGUUCUCAGUUUUAUAACUCAUUUUAUUUUUUUUAUUUAUUUAUUUUUCCCACUGGAGAUCAGCCUGUUCUUGUUUCGUUUUAUCCAAGAUCAUGGGUGCAAUGCGAUGUCUGCCAGUUUGGAUUGUAUUGACCAUGUUGCAGAUCUCCUGCUUGUGUGAACCUCUGGAGAAACAAGACAACCAAGUGAUAGACAUGUUGGCUCUGCAGGAUGUCAAGCAGAAUGUGGCUGCGGUGGAAAAGAUGUCUGGAGCACUGAAGACUCUCAGUGAUCUCUACAUUGUAUCCACCUUCCGCCUGCCACCCAAACUUGGAGGAGUGCUACUCGGCUUCUACAAUAAGCAGGACAAUAAAAAGUACUUGGAGCUUGCCAUCAUGGGCAAAAUCAACAAAGCUCUUGUGCGGUAUGUUCGUGAGGACGGCAAGCUGCACACAGUAAAUCUGCAAAGUUCUAAUUUGGCGGACGGGCGUGCUCAGUCCAUCAUCCUCCGCAUAGGAGGUCUGCAAAGAGAAAACCUCAGCCUUGAGCUUUAUGUCAAUUGCCGCCUGGCUGACUCUGCCCAGCGCUUGCCUCCAUUGGUCGCCCUGCCUGCGGAGGCAGAGUUGGUGGAGAUAAGAAAUGGCUACAAGGCAUAUGCUCGGCUUCAGGGAUCAGUGGAGAGCCUAAAACUAGCUCUUGGGGGGACUGUAGCUAAUGCAGGUGCUCUCACUGACUGCCCUUUUCAGGGUGACUCCUCCUCAUACAAUAUAGUAAAUGGAGAAGUGACCUCCAUUCUCGGUGAUCACACCAAAGUUCUGAUUGGACAACUCAUUAUCUUUAAUCAGAUCCUGGGUGAGCUUCGACAAGAUAUCAGAGAACAGGUGAAGGAGAUGUCUCUCAUUAGGAAUACCAUACUGGAGUGCCAAGUGUGCGGGUUCCAUGAGCCUCGCUCCCGCUGUCAGCCCAACCCCUGCUUUAAGGGUGUUCCCUGCAUGGAGUCUUCUGAGUUCCCAGGAUACCGCUGUGGGCCCUGUCCCGAAGGAAUGACCGGCAAUGGAACCCACUGUCAAGACAUUGAUGAAUGUUCACUGGCUCAGCCCUGCUACUCUCCAACUGCAUGUGUAAACACAGUGAAGGGCUUCAGAUGUGAGCCUUGCCCUCCUGGAUAUUGGGGGAAACCAAUCUUAGGGGUUGGUCUAGAAUACGCCAAGAAUCACAAACAGGAAUGUCUAGACAUAGAUGAAUGUGUGGAAGUUGCCAAUGCAUGCACAGCCAAUUCUGUCUGCAUAAACACCAUUGGGUCAUUUAAAUGUGGGCAGUGCAAAGCUGGAUAUGUGGGAAAUCAGACGGCAGGCUGCUUUCCUCGGAAGUCCUGUGCUACACUUGACUUUAACCCAUGUCACUCCCAUGCUCACUGUAUCAUUGAGAGGAACGGGGACGUAUCCUGCGCGUGUAAUGUUGGCUGGGCUGGUAAUGGAAACACAUGUGGUAUAGACACAGAUAUUGAUGGCUACCCUGACCGUGCUCUGCCCUGCAUGGACAAUAACAAGCACUGCAAACAGGAUAACUGUAUACACACACCAAACUCAGGCCAGGAAGAUGCAGAUAAUGAUGGCAUAGGUGACCAGUGUGAUGAGGAUGCUGAUGGGGAUGGCAUUAAGAAUGUGGAGGACAACUGCCGGCUGGUACCUAAUAAAGACCAACAAAACUCAGAUACAGACUCCUUUGGUGAUGCAUGUGACAACUGUCCCAAUGUGCCCAACAUUGACCAGAAAGACACAGACAACAAUGGAGAGGGCGAUGCUUGUGACCAAGAUAUUGAUGGAGACGGUGUUCAAAAUGUGCUGGAUAACUGUCCCAAAGUGCCGAACCCCAUGCAGACAGACCGGGAUCAAGAUGGAGUUGGAGAUGCCUGUGACAGUUGUCCUGAGAUGAACAAUCCCAUGCAGACUGACAUAGACAAUGACCUGGUAGGAGAUGUGUGUGACACCAAUCAGGACUUUGAUGGGGAUGGGCACCAAGACAGUCGAGACAACUGCCCCGACAUCCCCAACAGCUCUCAACUUGACUCGGAUAAUGAUGGUAUCGGAGACGACUGUGAUGAUGAUGAUGACAAUGAUGGAAUUCCUGACACUGAGACUGCGGAAGGUCUCGGUCCUGAUAACUGUCGGCUUAUUCCCAAUCCCAACCAGAAAGACUCAGAUGGUAAUGGUGUUGGAGACGUGUGUGAGAAUGACUUUGACAAUGAUGCAGUACUGGAUUUGAUUGACGUGUGUCCAGAGAGUUCUGAGGUCACGCUUACAGACUUCAGAGCCUAUCAGACUGUCAUACUGGACCCUGAGGGUGAUGCCCAAAUUGAUCCUAACUGGGUGGUGCUUAACCAGGGUAUGGAGAUCGUUCAGACGAUGAACAGCGACCCUGGAUUAGCAGUCGGCUAUACAGCAUUUAACGGUGUGGACUUUGAAGGCACUUUCCAUGUAAACACAGUGACUGAUGAUGACUAUGCUGGCUUCAUCUUCGGCUACCAGGAUUCAUCCAGCUUUUACGUAGUGAUGUGGAAGCAGACAGAGCAGACAUACUGGCAAUCUGUGCCAUUUAGAGCCAUGGCUGAGCCUGGCCUCCAGCUCAAGGCAGUAAAGUCCACUACAGGGCCUGGCGAAUAUCUCCGUAAUGCUUUAUGGCACACUGGAGACACAGAAGGUGAGGCGAAGUUAUUGUGGAAAGACCCACGCAACGUCGGCUGGAAAGACAAAACCUCCUAUCGCUGGCAGCUCAGUCACCGGCCCCAGGUUGGCUACAUCAGAGUAAAACUGUAUGAGGGAAUGGACUUGGUGGCUGACUCUGAUGUAAUAGUUGACACAACUAUGAGAGGAGGUCGGCUUGGAGUUUUCUGCUUUUCUCAAGAGAACAUCAUCUGGUCCAACUUACGCUACAGAUGCAAUGACACUGUCCCAGAGGACUUUGAGUCACAGCAUAAACAAGUACUAAUGCACAUUCAGGUGUGAGGAAUAGGAGAAUCAAAGCUGGCCACCCUGAUCUGCACUGCCUCUUCAUACAGAAACACGAAGUCUCUACAUUUGCUCUGGGUCUGCAAACCAGCCACCAGUGCUGCACCCGUCAGACUCUUGAGCUCUUGUGUAAAAGGGAACACAAGAUCAAAAAAGAGAAAAUGACACCACGUCUCUCUAAAUCUGAAGAGGCUAAAUCAAAGUAGAGAAAAUCAACAACUGACUUUUUAUUAUAUGAAUGAGAC